CACAUAGCUGGGUGAGUGUCCUCUCACAGGCACUAUAACAAAGCAAGGUGGGGUGGUACCACCUCUGCCACUGAUCCCAGGUAUGGUGAUUGUGCCAUCCCUCCUUACCCCUGGAGGGGAGACAUGGAGAGGUGCUGUGGAUCACUGAGUAGACUUUACCGCAGAAUUUCUCUUUCCUGCUGUCAUCACGGGGACACAGAAAAACAAGAUAACUUGGAAGCAGAUUCCCUUCCCAAGACAGAAGUGGAAGAAGAAAUGAAAGCAUCGAACAUGGAGAUGGCAAGUCCCUAUCGGAAAGCUCACACUGUCUUACAGAGUACCCCACUAGAUCUUAUAGACACAGGAAAAGUUUUGAAGGUGCACACGGAGAAACCACAUCUCGUGAGUCUUGGGAGUGGGAGACUGAGCACGGCAAUCACUCUACUACCAUUGGAAGAAGGGAGGACCACGUUAGGCCAUGCAUCCAAGGACAUUACCAUACAGGGCCCUGGUAUUGCUGCUACACAUUGCUACAUUGAGAAUAAAUGUCACACGCUCACCCUUUACCCAUGUGGGAACCCUUGUUCUAUCGAUGGGGUUGCAGUCACUCAGCCCACUCGUCUGAGACAAGGAUGUAUGAUCUGUUUGGGUCAGUCGACGUUUCUGAGAUUUAACCACCCAGCAGAAGCUCACUGGAUGAAAACUAUGCUUCCUUCAACCGGUAGAAGCCCUUCAGCAUCCCUGUACCCUGCUGAAACUUUGCCCUCCUUGCUGAACGGUUCACGUGAUGGAUACCAAACAAGUAUACCUUCGCAUACGUCGCUAGUCAGCUCUAUUGAGAAAAACCUUCAAGAUAUUAUGGACUCUUUGGUUAUCGAAGCCCCCCCUCUAACAAGGAAGGUGUCCCAGACAUCAAUUCACAGUAUUUCCUCAAUGUCUAAUGGGAGAAGUCAGCGCUGCCUGGUUUCACCACCUACAAGUCCACUCUCCUCCAACUCUGGCUAUGAAAAUGCUUUUUCUUCUCCAUUAUCAUCCUCUGGUAGUGGAAGUCUUACCAGUCCCACAGCUGGACAGGAUAUGGCAAACACAACAGUACCUCCAGUUGUGCCUCUUAGAACCUCAAGUUUUAGCCAUUCUUUACCACAUCAAACACCCACAUAUGGCGGCAGCAGUUUGGAUUUACGAUCUCUACGUGGGGGUAACAGUUCUAUGCUUAGUCCACCUAGUCCAGGAAGCAGAGUAGGUGGCCUUAGUGUACCCAGCAGUCCUAUCCUGAGCAGAAAAUAUCAACAUUCACUUUUGGAUAGACCUUCUAGUCCAUACAGGGAUACUAUGUCAGUUGCAAAGAGUUUGCCUCCUGACAGUCCAAGACUAGCGCGCAAAAACAUGGAAACUAUAAGUAUGAGAGACCUUCCCCCACCCAGUCCUUCUCUGUCACGAAAAGGGUUUCCUUGUUCUCCCAAAACUGUAUCAGAAAGUCCAUCAAGAGUUCCUGAUAGUCCCCGUGCUACAACCCGCCGCAGAGUGGGUAGUGCAAGUUCCCCUGGUUCUGAAGACAAUGUCUUCUCCAGGCAGUUUCGGGAUCGUAGUCCUUCACCCUCCAGUUUUCAAGAACCUCCUCGUCGGCUGACUCCAGCCUAUAGCUAUGGAUCACUAUCCACUCCAUCUGAGAGUCCAAAAGUUCAAAGAAAAGCACAUGGACUGCGAGAACGCAAAAAUAGCAUCACUGACAUCAGCGGCAAUCAGGACGAACUAUUGGAUUACCAUCGAAGACAGAGAGAAGAAAGGCUAAGAGAGCAAGAGAUGGAGAGACUGGAGCGGCAGAGGCUGGAGACCAUUCUGAAUUUGUGUGCUGAAUACAGUAAGUCCGAAGAAACCACUCCGCCUGCUCAGCUACAAGAAUCUCAGGCCUUUAUGUCGUUGGGUGCCAAUGUUGAAAGGACUUCACCGUUACACUGUCGAAGACCAUCGUGGGAUGGUAGUCUAGGGAACAGCCACGAAAAUACUGGGAGCCUGGUGAAAUUGAGGGGAGGACACCAUGAGGAAGAAGCUCAAAAAGAAGAAAAUAGCAGCACAGAGAGUACCCAGCAUGAACAGGAAGACUCUGCAGCAACAGGAGAUGUAAACUCCGACCUGCGAACUCUGGAGGAACAGCGGAGAACAACAAUAAAUCGCAUAGAACAACUGAAGAACCGAGUGACAGAUCUUGAGAGACAAUUGCAAGAAAGUGCUCGAGAGGCAGAGAUGGAGCGUGCUUUACUUCAGGGAGAAAGGGAGUCUGAGCUCUCCCAGUUGCAGCAAGAACAGCGAAUAGUUCAGCAACUACAAGACAAUCUUAAUGUCCUGGAAAAUGAUAUUCAGAAGGAAAAGGAGAAGAUGCGAGAGAAGCUGGAGCAGCAGAGGAUGGAAAUGCAGAGUGUUCAGCUUUCACAUCAUGAUUUGCAGAGGCAACUCCAUAAUUGCCCCGAAGCUCUAAGGGAGCAGGUGCAGUGCCAGCUUACAAGGGAAUCUGAGCGUCUAGAAUCCCAGAUGAAGCUAUUUGAAGAUCUGGAGUUCCAGCAGCUGGAGAAUGAGAGCCGUUUGGAAGAAGAGAGAGAAACGGCAAAUCAGCAACUAAUGCAGAACAAGGGAGAGUGCCAAAAGAGAAUUGCUCAUAGAAAGGAACGUCUAGCUGCACUGGAGCUGCAAGCCAAUCAAAUUAGAUUUCAGUCUGCACAGGAUGCUGAACGUCUUGGUCAGGAAAGAAGUGCCACUUUAGUACAGCUACACAAGGAAAAGGAAAAGCUGGUUCAACUGGAGAGAAGAUAUCAAACCCUGACAAGGCAACGGGGUUUUUCCACUGGGUCAUCUGCUCUCAGGGAGGAAUACCUGUCCUUUGCUGAUGCUCUCUGCCUGUACAAUGCUUCAUCUUCCACUCUUUCGUUUCACCCUCUUUCGGAGUACAUCACCUUAGAUCAACUUCAUGAUAUACUGGGAAACAUGGUGCCAGGCACUACCAAUAGUGCUCUUCCUUCUGAAGGUUUUGAUGCAAAACCAAACCCUAGUGCUCAUUCCUGUGAAGAUCCCUCUUCUGUUCAUCACUGCUCUUCAUCAUCAUCCUCCUCCUCUCCCUCCAUCUCGCUGGAGGUGAAUUCACAGAUUAACGAGGGUCACUCUGCACUUAUUCCUCCUCCUCUGACAGACUGGUAUCAAGAAUUUGCAUCUGUUCCCUCCUCCACUGUUUCUUCCUCCCCACCUCCCCUUCCUGCUAAGUCUCAUGCCUCUCGUAAGGCCCAGCAGAUUUCUUUGUCUCGAACAGAUAUGGAUGGUGGUAGAACACUGCCAAGGAUGAAAACGGUUUCUCCAGCUUCUUCCCACUUCUCGGUUUCUACUUUGGGAAGAAGUGUUUCACCAAAGAGUGCACCUUUGACACCAAAUGGCUCAGGAAGUCUUUCCCGUGGAUUGGCGGUCACUCUGCAGGACAUUCAGAGUAAGAGGCAACAAGCACUCAUACAAAAAGCUGGUGACUUGGACACAGAAAAAUCCCUCCUACCUGAACACACAGGACAGCAAGUAAUAGAAGAACAACGCAAGCGACUUGCAGAGUUAAAGCAGAAAGCUGUCAUUGAGGCUCAGUCACAGUGGGAAUCUCUUCAUGGAACUUCUCAUCAAUCCUAUCUCCCCAUCAUGCAUCAUUCCAUUCUGCACCACCAGCGGCCUUUGAACUCUCGCGAUGAUGACCCUUCACAUGGCUAUGACACUUUGAGUUUGGAGAGCUCGGACAGUCUAGACACAAGUGUUUCUACAGGAAACUCUGCCUGCUCCCCCGAUAAUAUGUCUAGUGCUAGUGGUCUGGACAUGCUGAAGAUUGAGGAAAUGGAAAGGAUGCUGCUAGAGGCUCACGCGGAACGAGCAAGGCUUGUAGAAUCCAGAGAACGUGAAGUUGAAGCACGCAGAAGAGCAUUGGAAGAUGAAAGAAGGCGGAGAGAGGACCUGGAGAGACGUCUGCACGAUGAGACUGCUCACAGGCAAAGGCUUGUAGAUAAAGAGGUUAAAAUGAGAGAAAAACAUUUUUCCCAGGCUCGUCCUCUUACGCGUUAUUUGCCUAUUCGGAAAGAAGAUUUUGACCUCCGUACCCACAUUGAGACCUCAGGUCACGUUGUAGACACAUGUCCUCAUGUAAUAAUAAAUGAAAAGAUGUGUCGCGGCUUUCUGGUAAAGAUGGGUGGUAAAAUUAAGUCUUGGAAGAAGCGCUGGUUUGUCUUUGAUCGUAUGAAACGCACUCUAUCCUAUUAUGUUGACAAACAUGAAGCAAAGCUGAAAGGUGUCAUCUAUUUCCAGGCAAUAGAGGAAGUGUACUAUGAUCACCUGAGGAAUGCAGCAAAGAAAGGAAUAUUUAACCUCACUCUGGCUUCUCAGAUUUCUGACUUUCUCUCUUUACCCCUGUGGAAGGAGAGCCCCAACCCUGCACUGACAUUUUGUGUCAAGACCCAUGACCGGCUAUAUUAUAUGGUGGCUCCUUCUGCAGAAGCCAUGAGAAUCUGGAUGGAUGUAAUUGUAACAGGGGCCGAAGGGUACACUCAGUUUAUGAACUAAUGCGGCGACAAUUCCAGCUUUCACCACUCCAUCAUUCUCCUCAGGACCCAGAAAAAAAUAAGAAAACUGCAUAUUUUCCACUGUUAAUAUUAAAUGAAAAUUGUGUGUAAUUUAUAUUUAAUACAUAUCUUCUAAGUAGGUUCAAGCAGUUUAUAUGGUAUGGAUAAAAAGGUACAUGUCUUUUUUGCUUUUAUUGUUUGUAUUUUAAAUUCUCUAUUUAAUGAAGCUGCUGUCUACAUACAUUUUUAUUCUUUGACAUUUUGUCAACAUGUAUCUCUGUGCUGAUGUAUCACUAGCAAAUUAUAGACAGCUUGUUAUCACUGGUUACUACAUCGUAUCUUACAAGAAACUAGAAAGAUAAUUAAUUGUGUAAAGUAUACAGUGCUUUUAAAAGGUCUGGCUACCAGGUUUUAUUGUCUUCGUGUCAUUGUUGAGUAUUAACCACUCAUGGAAAGGAGCUUCGAGUCCACAUCAGGUUCCAGGGUUUAAAAGGCCUUUGCUAUCGUUUCUUUUAAGUGGAUCAGUUUGAAUUAUAACACAUUCGUCUUGUAUAAAGUUUGGCGGAGUGGUUGAAAUUAUUCAGAAAGGACAUUAUGCGGACAAUGGGGGAAAAAAAAGCUUGGGUGUGUGAGUUCUUCUAGACCAGGGGUCUCCAAACUUUCUAAACUAAGGGCCAGUUUAUUGACCUUCAGACUGGGGGCCGGACUAUGGCCAGUGGUAAUGGAAAUUUUCUUGGCAUCAGUGGGAGUAAACAUCGUCGUCAUUGGUAUUGGGGGGAGAAGCAGUACCCUAUCAUUGGCAGGAAUAUUGCCCCAUCAUUGGUUUAAUUGGAAGAAACAGUGCCAAUUUAUUGGUAUCAUUGGGAGGGGAGGAAUAAUACCCCAUCAUCCGUAUCAGUGGGAGAAAUAGUGUCCCAUUAUUGGUGUCAGUAGGAGAUAUUGUGCUUCAUUGCUGGUAUCAGUUGGCAGAAUCGUGUCUUGUAUCUUUGGAAGUAGUGACACAAGGGCUGGAUAAAGGCAGGCAAAGGGCCGCAUCUGGCCCCAGGGCCGCAGUUUGGAGACCACUGUUCUAGACAAAUGCUCUAUUCUUAAAUGGCAAAAUACUGAAUUGCAAAAUAAAUGCAGUUAUGGUCUAUUAUUUUGCUAGAAUGCCAAUUUUGCACAUUGCGUUUAUUUUAUUUUUUUAAUAGAUAAUCGCCUAAAGUAAUAUGUAAAGAUCACAGCAACUGCAGGAUCUGAAAAGGUUUAACAUUGUAUCGGCAAUACGAUUUUGUGAUGCAGUCCAACUAGGUGAUCAGUGUGCCAGAUUUUGCACCAUAUGCUAUAGUAGGAAUUUUGGUUUUAAUUCAGCAAGUGGCCACGUUUUCUUUGCCGAUUAGGGCACAUCCUAAAGAAGUGGAGGUCAUAUUCAAGCUAGCAGUUUUGGUGCUAAACAUUUAGUUCCAUAAAUCAGUCUUUUACAUAGGAAUGCUUAAUAAUAGAGACUGGGAGAUUCAAAUGAUUGCAGGCAGUCUUUUUGAACGAUGAUUCUUACUUUUGCCAAGCAGACGUUUCUGUAAGGCCCAGGUCUGAAAACUCACAUGUGUGGACAAGUGUACACUGUGCACCUAAAAUGUGGGCUAUAUGAAGUAAUGGUGUUGCCUACUUUAAAUCACUAACACUAUGAAAAACACAGGUUUUCACUUGUAUGUUCAGAUCACUGUUUGGUAUUUAUUCAUCAUCUGCCAGUUUCUUAUAUGACUGUAUCCGUUACAUAUUGCACACAUUGAAAUAUUCAAUCAGUAACUUAGAAAAAUAGAUGAACUUGCCAUAUGAUAUUUUAAUGCUUUUAUAGAUUACCCUUUCUAUCUUAAAUCACAGAACUGAAAAUAUAGUGUCCUCCAAAAGUGAAGUCUCAUUUUCUCCACUGGGAGGCCAAUAAAUAUGGUGUCUGUAGGUUAGAGUACUUGUACCCAAUGUUAUGACCAUGCAAUAUAUAUCUAUACCUUUUAUAUAAGAAGGCUAUUGACUUCUGUUUGAGAUGUGUAUAUCUUGUAUUAUUUGACCAACUGUAUGGUGCUGCCUUUUUAUUUCCAAUAUUAUUUUUUAUGACGAGCAGGUCAUGUAAGCCCUUUUACCUGCAACAGAAUCUGUUAUAUGCAAAUAUAGAUAUGUGUAUUUUCUUUCAUUUACAGCUCUUAUAUUACUGCCGUUUUGUGUCCCACGCUUGCAACAGAGCUUGUAAAACUGCCCAUGUUUUACAAUGGGCACUUUUAUGUUAUGAUAACCAUAUGCCACCUGUGCCUUUACAAUAUAUGCCAAUAAACAGAAACCAGACUUGUUUUUCUUCAUUUGUA
Molecule: messenger RNA, 6889 nt
Organism: Rana temporaria (common frog)
Lineage: Eukaryota; Metazoa; Chordata; Amphibia; Anura; Ranidae
Gene: PHLDB1
Product: pleckstrin homology like domain family B member 1
Exons: 27
Coding region: 124-4554 (1476 amino acids)
Biological process (GO): regulation of microtubule cytoskeleton organization
Cellular component (GO): basal cortex
Molecular function (GO): protein binding
Source: RefSeq, a predicted model, not a curated record